AUGGCGACGUACUUUCAUCAUGGAAACUCCUCGGAAAUCCAAGCCUCCUCAGACGGCGCCCUACAAACCCUCGUUCUCAUGAACCCCGGCUACGUCCAAUACUCCGACACUCCACCGCCGCCGCCACAUCAGCAACAACAGCAACCUCACCAACCCCCCUCCGCCGGCAACCUCGUCUUCCUCAACUCCCCCACCAAUUCCCUCCCUCACCACCACUCCACUCUCUCCCACGCGCCGCCUUCCCACGCUCAGCAAUUCGUCGGCAUCCCGCUCUCCCACGACCCCAACAACAACUCCCCAUCCAUGCAUCAGGCCCACCCCGACCUCUCCUCCCUGCAUGCCUUCAUGCCGAGAAUUCAGACGCAGUAUGCGCUUUGGAACUCAAUUGACCCCAACACGGCGGCGCGUGAUACCCCACGCGCCCAGCAGGGCCUGUCUCUGACCCUCUCCUCACAGCAGCCGGGGUUUGGGUCGUUCCGCGGGGCUACCUCGGACAGGGAGGGUCCGUCCGGGGAAGAUAUUCGGGUUUCCAGCGGGUCGAAUUCGUCGGCUUCGGGUGUGACGAAUGGGGUUUCGGGUAUGCAGAGUGUGUUGCUGAGCUCUAAGUACUUGAAGGCGGCGCAGGAGCUGCUUGAGGAGGUUGUGAACGUGGGCAACGGGAUCAGGACUGAGUUGCCCAAGAAGGGUAGUGGGCAGCAGAGUAAAGUGGUGGCUGAGUCGUCCUUGGCGGCCGCUGGAGACAGCUCGGUAGGCGGUGAAGGAAGUGGGAAGCGGGCUGCUGAGUUGAGCACUGCUGAGAGGCAGGAAAUUCAGAUGAAGAAGGGAAAGCUGAUCAGCAUGCUUGAUGAGGUGGACCAAAGGUACAGGCAGUACCACCGACAGAUGCAAAUGGUAAUUUCAUCUUUCGAGCAAGCAGCUGGAAUUGGUUCAGCUAGAACUUACACUGCUCUGGCCCUACAAACCAUCUCAAAGCAAUUCAGGUGCUUGAAAGAUGCCAUAACAAACCAAAUUCGAGCAGCAAACAAGAGCUUAGGAGAAGAAGAUUGUGCAGCAGGCAAGAUUGAAGGGUCAAGGCUCAAAUAUGUGGACCAUCAGCUGAGGCAGCAAAGGGCUCUCCAACAGUUGGGAAUGAUCCAGCACAAUGCUUGGAGACCCCAGAGAGGCUUGCCCGAAAGAUCUGUUUCCGUUCUUCGUGCUUGGCUUUUCGAACACUUCCUCCACCCCUACCCAAAGGAUUCAGACAAGCACAUGCUUGCAAAACAGACAGGGCUUACUAGGAGCCAGGUUUCUAAUUGGUUCAUAAAUGGCUCGAGUCCGGCUGUGGAAGCCAAUGGUGGAGGAAAUGUACUUGGAGGAGGUCAAGGAGCAUGA
This is a messenger RNA of Prunus armeniaca (apricot), 1371 nucleotides long. The record is from the annotation of a GenBank genome assembly. Lineage: Eukaryota; Viridiplantae; Streptophyta; Magnoliopsida; Rosales; Rosaceae.